AUGAACCUACGUGACGAUCGACAAGAAAAAUACCAAGAUAUUUUCGUCACGAGCUUACGUGACGAUCAGCAAAAUGAAACUAUGAAACCUGAUGAAAUUGAACUCACUAAAAGCCAGUAUAUAGAACAAGGAUUAAUAAAAGAAUUACUUAGUGACAUCCCCAUCAUAUCAUCAGUAAUAAUCCCAGAAUAUCGACCAUUUCAAAUCACAAUACAAAGCUUAGAUUUAGGAAUUACAGAUAAAACUGCUAGAACACAAUUAUACAAGGAAAUAUUAAGCUAUCUACUUGGUAUUACAUUAGGAAACUUGCAUAUGAAAACUUUAAGAGCCAAGAAAAUUCAGAUGUUAUUUGGAAAAUAUGGAGUUGGAAUAGAAAAAAUUAAACAAGUUACCUACAACUAA
This is a messenger RNA of Diversispora eburnea, 402 nucleotides long. Lineage: Eukaryota; Fungi; Glomeromycota; Glomeromycetes; Diversisporales; Diversisporaceae. The record is from the annotation of a GenBank genome assembly.